ACACUUGCAGCUACAAGAAGCAAACUGCCACUUGACUACAUGAAAUAAACAUCUGAUGCUAAAGUGAAAGGACCAUUCAUGCGCCAGAGAACUUCAAUAGCUGCUGAGCAUCAAAAAACAGCCAUUAGGAAAUGUAAAGGGUUUCAGACACUUCUUCCAAGAUUUGUAAAUGGAGCUUGUUAUUCACUGAGCCAAGAGCAUGGUGAGGGGGCCGUGUGGAAUUCAAUCCCUGGCACACUUCCCGGCCAUGAUGAAAGGAUGGCAUAACUUGCCCUUUGUUGUGUGUGCAUCCCAGCAGGUAAAGGGUGCAAAGAGAGCGGGGGGGUGUCUCGGGUGGGUGCCUGCUGUGACGUCACGGCCUUGGCUGCGAGGCUCUAGAGCUGAGCACUGGGAGUGAGAGCAGCGGCGGGAGCAUCUGCGGCUCUUCGGCACAGCCAAGGACAGGAGUGCAGUGGUCUGAUACAAAAUGAAUCGUGCGUUCAGCAGGAAGAGAGAUAAAUCAUGGAUGCAUACUCCAGAAACAUUGUCAAAGCAUUUUAUUGCCUACAAUGCUAAAUUUCUUGGAUGUACAGAAGUUGAGCAGCCCAAGGGUACAGAGAUUGUAAGAGAAUCAGUAAGGAAACUUAAGUUUUCCAGACAUAUUAAGAAAUCAGAAGGCCAGAAAACCCCAAAGGUUGAACUACAGAUUUCAAUAUAUGGUGUGAAAAUUCUAGAACCUAAGACAAAGGAAGUUGUUCACAACUGUCAGUUACACAGGAUAUCAUUUUGCGCUGACGAUAAGACAGACAAAAGGAUAUUUACAUUCAUAUGCAAAGAUUCAGAGUCAAAUAAGCACUUAUGUUAUGUGUUUGAUAGCGAAAAAUGUGCUGAGGAGAUCACAUUAACUAUUGGCCAGGCUUUUGACCUGGCAUACAGGAAGUUUCUGGAGUCAGGCGGAAAAGAUGUUGAAUCAAGAAAACAGUUAGCUGGUCUGCAGAGAAGGAUUCAGGAGCUGGAGACAGAAAAUACAGAACUGAAAUGUAAAGUACAAGACCUAGAGAACCAGCUUCUAAUGACUGAUGCAUCUUACUCCCCCACAGACAGUACAACACCCCAGUCACCAUGUACUGAUAUAUUUGAUAUGAUCCCUUUUUCUUCCAUCUCACCUGAGUCAACCACGCCGACACGGAAUGGAUCUCCUCAUACACCUAUCAGAUCAAGUGAAACCAAAAAAGAUCUUUUUGGAGCAGAACCUUUUGAUCCAUUUUGCUGUGCAGCAGGUGACUUUCCUCCAGACAUACAAUCCAGGCUGGAUGAGAUGCAGGUGCAUGACACGUUUUAAAAUGAGGGGUUCAAAAUGGGAUUAACAGUAGAAGGAACACUUUUUUGUCUGGACUUUGCUGAUCACAGAAGCUGAUACCAUCAAAACAUCCAACCAUCCUUUGUAAUACUCCAAUAUUUAAUUUGUUUACUUUUUUGUUUUAUCUUCUGUAUGAGCCAAAAAUAUUACAUUCAAUUAACACAAUGAUUCAUUUCGGAACACAGAAUAGAAAAUACUUUUUAGAGAGCCAAAUAUUGUUUAGUGAUGUACCUUUAGCCUAUGUAUUUCUAAUUAAAAUUGAAACCUCCACUCAAUUCUUAUGUUAGUUUUAGUGUUUUACAUCAAAAAUGCUACAAAAGAACUGCAGUUGUUGUAGUUUUUUUCUCUGAAUUUAGUUUUUUCAUUUGCAACCUAGUACUUGUAUUCUUUUAACAUUUUUAAACGAGAUAUCUACAGAGAAUGCAUAUGUACUCAUUUUAUGGGACUGCAUUUUAGGUAAAGGUGACAUUUUAAAACAAUGUAGAGCACUUUAUGUUUUAAAUGGUCACUAUUUUUAUAAAAACAAUAUCAUUUUAUUCCUUGAUUUCAACAUUCAUUGUAGUAAGUGAUGCCCUACAUCACCUAGUAAGUAAAAAAGAAGAGGCUAUAGCUUUAAAAUGUCUAAUUAAAAUAUAUACAGUGAUCAUAGCAGAACAAACUCUGGACAUUGAAUUAAGUAAAGAUUCCAAGUAUUUGCCUUAAAGUUCAAUCUAAUGAUCUCUACGAGUUAGAUGUUUAGCCUUGACCCACAGGGAUGUAGCGAACUGCCGAUUUGGUGUUUGCGAACGCCGUUCGCGAACACCGGCAAAAAAUGCGAACGUUCGCGGACAGUUCGCGAACUUCGAACACCCGCUAAAAUCGUUCG
Molecule: messenger RNA, 2204 nt
Organism: Xenopus laevis (African clawed frog)
Lineage: Eukaryota; Metazoa; Chordata; Amphibia; Anura; Pipidae
Gene: gulp1.S
Product: GULP PTB domain containing engulfment adaptor 1 S homeolog
Exons: 11
Coding region: 467-1321 (284 amino acids)
Cellular component (GO): cytoplasm
Source: RefSeq, a predicted model, not a curated record